AUGCUUAAAAAAGAGCCCAAUCGUUAGAUUGAUUUGACACUUGUUCUUAAUGCUACAAAACAAAAGAUUAAAAUCUCUGUAGGUAUUCAUACUACUUUAAAGGAAAUUGCUAAUCUUCUUGCAGAAGAAUUAAGUAUUCAAUCUCUUAAAACUUAGCUUUGGAUGUAUUCAGAACUAGAAUCAGUUUUUAAGAGACUUAUAAAACUACCAAGUUAGAUGAAUCAAAAACACUUAAAUAAUUAGGCAUUUCAAAUGAUAAUCAACAAUUAUUUGCCAAUGUAGAAACUAUACAAACUAAAACUAUUGGAAGAGUUACUAUGGCUAAAACUUUUUAAAAACCAAUUGAGAGAUUUCGGGUUACAGAUCUAGAUUUAGUUCCAUUUCAUCCUGGUUAAAUAUAACCAUUUGAAGUUGAAGGUUUAACAUUAGAAGUAAAAAUAACUCUUAAUAUAGGCUGUUUGUAUUAAUGCUAAAUGCAUUAAUUUUUAAAGAGAAAUAGUAUUUCCUAUAGGGUUUGGAACUUUUAGCUUUCAACGUAUUAUGAGAGAUGUUAAAUGUGAUAUGUGUCCUUAUAGAGCACUAGGAAUCAAUCCAUCUGUUUUAGUAAGAGAGUUAUUGUUUCGUGAUUGUAAAUGGACAAUAUCAGGACUCAAAAAAGGAGGCAAUGGCGUAUUUGAUCAAUGUUUGAAUAGAUGGGUCAAAGUAAAAGGAAGGGAUAGUGUGGCAUUUCCAUAAAUUGUUGGUUAAGAUAAAUGGAAAGAAGUAUGGAUUGAAAUUAAACCUAUUGGAGUUGGAACUCAAAAACAUCCCUUUUUAAUAUAACCCGAUUGUUUGGACGAUUUUUAUUACUCCUAUUUUUGA
This is a messenger RNA of Paramecium primaurelia, 861 nucleotides long. The record is from the annotation of a GenBank genome assembly. NCBI's taxonomy places the organism in Eukaryota, Ciliophora, Oligohymenophorea, Peniculida, Parameciidae.